CUGACUAAGGGUCGUCACUAGUUACCACAGUCAUAAACCCCGACUGUUUCUAAAAUAUAUCUUCUUCAAAUGUGAUUAUAAACCUAACCGUAACCACACUCCUAAACCUAACCCUAAAUUAAUCCCCAAAAGCACAUUUUUGUUUUUAUAAAAUGUUAUGAUAUAGCCAAUUUUGACUUUGUGGCUGUGGUAACUAGCGGAAAACACUGUCUAGAAAAAACUGAUCAAGACAACAGUGCAACGUUAUGAGAGGUGAGGACUGGAAUAUGUGAACAUUGUACAGUGCUGGUGAUCUUUUGAUAUAUAACCCACCAUUGAAGAUGCCUGCGGUGUCCAGUGGGGUGAAGGACUUGUACCUCUCUACUAACCUGGGGGACCUCAACAAGAAAGCUGAAGUCAAGUCUGACAAAGUCAACACCAAGAGCUAUGUCCAGAGUGCCUGUAAGAUCUUCAAGGCUGCGGAGGAGUGUCGUCUGGAUGGAGACGAGGAGAGGGCCUAUGUUCUCUACAUGAAAUACCUAACGGUUUAUAAUCUCAUCAAGAAGAGGCCCGACUUCAAGCAGCAACAGGAGUUUUUCCUGUCCCUGCUGGGGCCCAACAGCUUUAAAAAAGCUAUAGAAGAAGCCGAGAAGCUCUCUGAAAGCCUUAAACUCAGAUACGAGGAAGUCGAGGUUCGCAAAAAACUUGAGGAGAAAGAGAGACAAGAGGAGAAGAAAAGGAGGGGGGAUAAGACAGAGAAAGAUGGAGGGAGGGCAUCUCCAAAAGGAGGGAAAGAGAUCAAGAAGGUAAAAGAGCAGAAGGAGUUGAAAAAUGGACCUUCAAAAGCUGCGGUGCCAGCAGGAGGGAUCACAGCAGAGGGGUUGUUCAAGAUGAUGAGGGACCAGGCCAUUACGGUCAUUGUGAUGGACGCUCGCUGCCUCCGAGACUUCCAGGACUCACAGAUCCAGGUCCCCACCCAGACUGUCAUCAGUGUCCCAGAGGAGGCUAUCAACCCUGGCAUCACAGUGAACCAGAUAGAGGCCAAUCUACCUGCUGCAUCCAGAGAGACGUGGAAGAGACGGGGGUUCGUAGAUUACAUCGUCCUACUGGACUGGUUCAGCUCUGUUACUGACCUCAAACUGGGAACCACCUUACAAAGCCUCAAAGAUGCUCUCUACAAGUGGGACAGUACCACUAUCCUGCGUAGUGAGCCCAUGGUCCUGGAGGGAGGCUAUGAGAGCUGGCUCCUCUUCUACCCCAUGUACACAUCCAACGCCAAAGUCAGACCGCCCCGAACACACAGCUACAGCACCCUCCCACAGCUGAACUUCAACUACCCGUCACUGGAGGAGCCCAAACCGCCAACCCCCCCUCCCCCCGAGCCGGACCCUGAACCCCAGGCUGCCCCUGCCUCCCUGGGUAGCGUACAGGUGAACGGUGCCCCCCUGGAGGAUCUGACCCCCUCCCACCCUGAGACCCCCUCCACAUGGACGGAGGCAGACGCCACAGACUCACCCCACACAGGGUUCACUCACCCUGGAGUAGACCACAGCAAGAAGGACCCUGGAGCCGGUCCAGGGACACCCAGCCAGCCUGGAGGGACAGCCAAGCACAUCCCACAGAUCGACCGUACCAAGAAGCCAUCAGUCAGAGUCUCAGACGGGUCUAAACCACCCCUGGAUGCCCUCCCCAGGGACCUGCCCCCCUCCUCCCAGAAUGGCCCGUCUGUACCCCAACCCAACCGCUCGGUCAAACCGGCCUUUGACCCGUCGGUCCCGCUGACGGACGAGGAACGUGGUCAGAUCCACAUGGAGACAGCUGCUCUGAUGGAGAAGGCCCGGAGAGAGCAGGAACAACGCACACAGGACCGCCACACCGAGGAGGAGUGGAGAGAGAGGGAACGCCGGGAGAACCAGGAGAAGGAUAAUGAGGAGACGGAGAAGAAGAAGAGGAAGGAGGAAGAGAACAGGACUCAGGAGAGGAAGAGGUUGGAGAGACAGAAGGCAGAGGAGGAGAACGGGGUUGGGGAGGAGCAAAGGGAGGAUACGCCAACAAACGGUGCUUCUCUGGACUCGCCAGCUCCCAGCCGUGUCGUCACUGAGAUUAGGCGGGAGCUCCUAACCAGAGCCAGGAGUGAGGAGAUGGGGAGGAGUGUACCAGGCCUGCCUGAUGGCUGGAUGAAGUUCUUGGACACGGUAACCGGUACCUACCGUUACUACCAUUCCCCAACCAACCGGGUGGACUGCUACCCCCCUGAGGUCAGCGUACCCCAGACGCCCCCCUCCACCCCUCCUACGGCCAAACAGAAGCAGCCCCGCCCCGCUGAGCCAGACCAGACCAUGGACCGCGACCAGGAGCAGUCCAAACUGAAACGUUCCUACUCUUCUCCGGACAUCAGCCAGGACCUGAGGGAGGAGGGGCUAAAGAAGGUUACCGCCCCUAUAACUGCAGCCACGCGCCCAACCUUUAACAGGGAGACCAAACCAUCCACUGCUAGCGUCUACACCAAGGUGGAGAUCGCCCGUCCGUCUGCGGCUAAGAUCCGUAACCUGAACCCUGUGUUCGGCGGUCUGGGCGCCUCGCUCACCGGCCUGCGUAACCUAGGUAACACCUGCUACAUGAACUCCAUCCUGCAGUGUCUCUGCAACACGCCGGCCAUGGUGGACUACUUCAACAAGAACCUCUAUCAGGAGGAUAUCAACAGGGCUAAUAUCCUGGGUCACCGAGGUGAGGUAGCAGAGGAGUUUGGUGUGAUCAUGAAGGCUCUGUGGUCAGGCCUGUAUAAGUGUAUCAGCCCCCGCGACUUUAAGUUCACUAUAGGGAAGAUCCAUGAAUCCUUCUCUGGCCAGGAACAGCAGGACUCCCAGGAGCUGCUGCUCUUCCUUAUGGACGGACUCCACGAGGACCUCAACAAGGUUGCUAACCGUAAGCGUUACACGGAGGAGGAGAAUGACGAUCUGGACGACCAGCGGGCUGCUGACCAGGCCUGGAGCAAACACAAGCUGCUCAACGAGUCUGUCAUCGUAGCGCUGUUCCAGGGACAGUUUAAGAGCACAGUUCAGUGUCUCACCUGCCACAGGAAGUCACGCACCUUCGAGACCUUUAUGUACCUGUCCCUGCCGCUGGCCUCCACCAACAAGUGUUCCCUGCAGGACUGUCUGAAGCUGUUUUCUAAGGAGGAGAAGCUGACCGACCAGAACAAGGUGUUCUGUCGACACUGUAAAGCUCUCAGAGACUCCAUCAAGAAGCUGGAGAUCUGGAAGGUCCCGCCCAUCAUACUGGUCCACCUUAAACGGUUCUCGUACGAGGGCCGUUGGAAGCAGAAGCUGCAGACGGCAGUAGACUUCCCUCUGGAGAAUCUAGACCUCAGUCAGUAUGUCAUCGGACCCAGAGCCAGCCUCAAGAGAUACAACCUGUUUGGAGUGUCUAACCAUUAUGGCGGUCUGGACGGGGGUCACUACACAGCCUACUGUAAGAACGCCAUGAAACAGCGCUGGUACAAGUUUGACGACCACGAGGUCUCCGAAAUCUCCACCUCCACCGUCAAGUCCUCCGCAGCGUACAUCUUCUUCUUCUCCUCCCUGUGAGGGCAGAGCUGCAACACUGCUAGGAGCUAUGAGGCUACAUAAAGGCUACAUAAAGGCUAGCUAACAUGCAGGCUGCUUUGACUCCGCUUCCUCUGCUGGUGGGAGAAAGGAACUGAACUGGCGAUGUUUUUGUGAACUGAACUGAACUGCCAGGGGUCAUACUUGUGGUUUAAACCAUUAGUCUAAAAUAGCUGCUAGCUUUUUCUCUCAGGCCAACCUGGCCAAAUUAGCCACGAUGCUAAUUAGCCACCACGCUGAGGAAGGCCAGCUAAGCAGAUGAUUUAUAUCCGAUAACAAAUCAACCUAUCAGAUAACUUAGAGCCACCAUCCAAUCACAUUUGUUCAUUAGGUAAAUUUGCUUCCAACUGAUUGGUUUAAUUUGUUACCCAUGGUCUAAGUGGAGUGUCCUCAAUAUAUUUGUUGCAUGAUGCUUCCUUGACUAGGCAAGUGGCAUCAUAACAAAUGACGGUUUUCGCAUAUAUGAUCAAGUUCCGUGUUUUUUCUUCUCCAUUUAACACACAUCCGUGUACUUUUCAAUUAACAAAGUAGGAGGAUUAUAUUGUAACUUUGUUAUUCAUACAUUGUAAAAGGCGAUGACUCUCGUGGUGUUGUCAAAUAGCAGUCAUUUACCAUCCACUGCUUGUCCGGGGUGGUGGUGUGAUCUCCACGGUGAUGUUUUCAAUACCAUUGGGAGCCAGAUUUAUUUUUAAGGAGGAAAAUCAUGGUCUAAGCAAAAAUUCACUAGUAUGUCCACGCAAGGUUUGUAGGUUUUGGAUAACUGAACUGGCAAGGUUUGGUGGUUUUGGUAGACUGAACUGACAGAGGUUGAUGUGUGGAGAGAGAGGGACAUACUGUAGUGUGUGGUGGAAGGGUGGGUUAGUGACUG
Salvelinus namaycush (lake trout) is the source of this 4452-nucleotide messenger RNA. RefSeq names its product ubiquitin specific peptidase 8 (gene usp8). Gene Ontology annotation, cellular component: cytosol; dendritic spine; extrinsic component of plasma membrane. The record is from RefSeq and is a predicted model, not a curated record. The transcript is spliced from 19 exons. Gene Ontology annotation, biological process: endosome organization; protein K48-linked deubiquitination; protein K63-linked deubiquitination. Lineage: Eukaryota; Metazoa; Chordata; Actinopteri; Salmoniformes; Salmonidae. The coding region runs from base 321 to 3566 and encodes 1081 amino acids. Gene Ontology annotation, molecular function: cysteine-type deubiquitinase activity.